GCAAUGAGACAGGAGCAGGGCUCGGAGCUGCCUGCAAACACAUCCUAUCUCUGCAAACUUCAACCAGCAACCGAGGCAUCUUUUACUUUUUAUUUUCAUUUUUAAUGUGGAAUGUUUCGUUUGGUGGCUUUGCAAUAUCAGAAAUUGGAUUUCAUGGAGAAGGAAAGGCAGUCUGACUGGAUUAUAUCUGGAUGAAAUGAAGUUUUUGGAGGAUUUAUAGACGGGCUCCUGUUGGACUUUUGACGCCGGGGCCCUGCAAUGAUUUUUUGUGUUUUUCUUUGAAUGCCUGGUGUAAUUUUCGUAAAAGCGCACAAAGCCACAGCCUCUCUCUGUGUUAUGGAAAACCUCACCAUGGAUAACAUGACUGUGGAGAAUGACACGUCGGUGCAGGACAAUCAGACCUUGGGUGUUUGGACUGACCACACCGUUGAAUAUAAAGUGGUCAGUGUGUUUUUGGUGUCCCUCAUCUGCGGGGUGGGGAUCGUGGGGAAUGUGAUGGUCAUCCUGGUGGUUCUGACCACCAAACAUAUGCGGACUCCCACUAACUGUUACUUGGUGAGCCUGGCCGCGGCUGACCUGAUGGUGCUGACGGCCGCCGGGCUGCCCAACAUCACCGACGCCCUGUACGGUCAGUGGGUGUACGGCUACGCGGGCUGCCUGGGCAUAACCUAUUUCCAAUACCUGGGGAUAAACGCGUCCUCCUGCUCCAUCACCGCCUUCACCGUGGAGCGCUACAUCGCCAUCUGCCACCCCAUCAAAGCCCAAUUUCUGUGCACUUUAUCCAGGGCGAAGAAAAUCAUCAUGCUGGUGUGGGCGCUCACUUCUGUCUACUGCGUCAUGUGGCUCUUUCUGUCAGACACGAAAAAGUUGGUGUAUGACAACGUGGUGCUGCUCAGCUGCGCCUACAAAGUGUCCAGGAGUCACUACCUGCCCAUCUACUUCACAGAUUUCGCGGUGUUUUACGUGCUGCCUCUCAUGCUGGCUACGGUUCUGUACGGACUGAUCGCCAGGAUACUUUUCCUCAACCCGCUGCCGUCGGACCCCAAAGACAGCACCAAGAAGUGGAGGAAAGAGGCGAGUCAGGGAGGGAGGAUGAUCGGCACCAGUUCCUCCAGCAGCACCACGGCUGCUUCCCGCAGACAGGUGACCAAGAUGCUGGCUGUGGUGGUGAUCCUUUUCGCCUUACUGUGGAUGCCCUACCGGACCUUAGUGGUGGUCAACUCCUUCCUGGACAAGCCCUACCUGGACAUCUGGUUCCUGCUCUUCUGCCGUCUCUGCAUCUAUUUAAACAGUGCCGUUAACCCGGUCAUCUACAAUGCCAUGUCCCAGAAAUUCCGCGCUGCUUUUAAGAAGCUGUGUCACUGUGGCCCUCAGCGCAUAGAGAAACCGGCUUCUUACAGUGUGGCGCUCACCUACAGCGUCAUCAAGGAGACGUCCAAUGGGGAAAGUCCCGACCACUUCACUACAGAAAUGGAUGAGCUAAACACACCAACAGAUCAGUACCUGCCUACCAACAUCCUGCCCACCACCAAGAGGAUGCCGUAUGAGGAGCCUUCCCUGUCCGAUGUCAAGGCCUGAGGAUAAAGAGGAUGACAUCGCCUGACAUUUGCAGUAUGGAUUCAGUCAGCCAUUGGACAUUUUAGAGACAUUUUCAUGAAAAAUACACAGACACUCCCAGUUAAAUUUCUCUAAGGUGUUUUCUCUCAGAAAGGUUAAUUUUAUUUGAUGAGUCCAUUUGCCAGAAGCCAAAUAGGAUGGAGCAAGAUAGUGUCAAUAUAGGCUUUUUAAUAUUUUGUACAAAAUAACUGAAAGGCGUUAUCAUGAGCUGUCCCAAAUACAUUAUGUCUGAAGAGAGAGAGAAAAAACAAUCCUGCCAUAAUAUACAGGAAAACAGGAAAGGUUAGUUAUUAAUCUACGGUAUGAUGCCCCUAACCCUUAUGAUAUAACGCAGAGACACUUUGUAUAGAUAUUAACCUAAACUGUUAUAGGAAAAACGUGCAUGUGAGCAGUUUGUCAUCAGGUUUAUCCUACAGUUGCAUGAUUGGUUUGAUUGAGUUAGACUGCCUUCCCAUCUUCACUUCCUCUUAACUUUAAACAGAACCAGACUCUGUCAAACCAGUAGAUAAUUUAAAGGCUUGACGACGUCAGUACUUAACACAGUGUAAGUUAAGUUCCUACUUCACUAUAUUUUGUUGAGUUUACAAUUUGCCUAAACUUAAAAUUCCAUGAUAGGAAGAAACAGGAAAAAUCAUAGAGUAAACAUAGUGCAGGUGUUUUCUCUGAGCGCCUCAGAGGGUACUGUGCUGUCUAAUGGGGUUAAAUGUAGCCAAAGUAUUUUCACACCACAGAUGUGUCACUACCUCUUUUAUUCUCAACAAUUUCCUCAUAGACAUAUUUAGCUCACUCAACUAACCUUGCUACCUGUUUUGAAAAGGCACUAUCCAGUUUCUAAAGGACUAUGACUAUUGAUGGGCAGUAACACAUUACUUUGUAACGUUACACAGUAACACAUUACUUUGUAAUGUUUAGUAAUGUUUCAAAGUAACACAUUGUUAUGCAUUACAGUAGCUUGAUUCAUUUCAGUGACGAGUAAUAGGAAUUACAUUUGUUACUAAUACCAGUAAUGCUCUGUUACAUUUUUGACAAUUUGGUGGAUUGUCCAUCUUACCGGUAGUUUGAUGGAAGGUUGAUAUCACUUUGGACACUGUGCAUUAGGUGGACAGAUGGGUCCAGUACGUGCUAGCUUGGUUGGGGGGGCUGGAGGUCGGGGGAGGCAGUUAGCGGUUAAAAAGAAAAUGUAACUCCCAGUAACUCUACAGUUAGCUAUACAUAUUGUGUCUUAUUAGCUGUUUUGCUAACAUUAUCUACUGGGUAAGGCUACAUUCAGGAACCCACUCAUUUUGCUCAGAGUUGGAGAGUGUUUGAACAAUGCAGCUCCACUGUGAAGAUGGUAGCCAUGGGGGCUAACGUUAAGCUAGCUGUUGAUGGUGAGUAAAUACCUACUUGUGAGUAAAUAUCUGUUCAUGAAACCAUAAUGUCUUAUUUUCUUUUUCUACACGUGUUAAAUACAUAAAAUGUAACGUGAUUGUGUAAUGUAAGAAAUCACAUUUCUGUUGAGUAAUUAGUAAAGUAACUUAAUUACUUUUUAAAUGAGUGGUAUGUAUUGUGUAAAUGAUUCAAUUUUUCAAGGAUCUUACCCCACACUGCAUAUGACAGGUUAGAAAUACCUUUGUUCUGUUUUGGGAUUGUGUGUGUUGUCAAGCAAUAUCAUUUAUUGCCAGUAUAUCAAAGUGUCUAUUUUUUUUAAUCAAGGACAUUUUCUAUUGUGAUCAGUAUUUAUAUUGUUUAUAUCACCUAGCCCAAUAUCACUGUUCCAAUUCAGCUGUACCCAUGUUUUACAGAUUACUUGUAGCAAUUUUCCUGUUUGUACAUGUACCUCCCCACCAGAAGCCAUGUAAUCCAAAUGAAUCCAAAUGCACAACACCAUGACAUUUUAAUCUUGCUACUAGAGGGAAAGCAUGGACAUGGAAUUACAUGACCUUUUAAAAAGGUCCAAGCAAAGAAAGGGACCGAUAUUACAGACAGUCACUUGAACCUGCUGUGUUAAUUUCAAAAUCACCCGAACUCUAAUGAUUUCUGCAGGGACUUAAGUCUUAACAGUGACAGACACAGCAAAGCCUCAUGUUGCUUCGGUCACUGUGAGGACAACCACUGUGUGAAACCUGUGAAGGUCAGUGGCCAGUGGUAGAUAAUGAUGAGGGAGAAAUGUGUAGCUCCAAUGUGCAGACAGAGAGGCUGUUCGUCAAAGGGUCAGAUGACUGUUGUGGCAGUAAUGUGCUGAUAUUGGCUGAGACUGCAGAGUGCAGCACUUUUCUGUGAUUUAUCUGCUCAGCAAAACCCACAGAGCAAUGAUGGAAUGUGUAAAUAGAUCGCGAUAAAGUGCCAUACUUGAGCUGGUGCAAUUCAGUAUGUAUAUAGCUCACCCUGCUAUUAAAAGAAGAAUUUUCUGCUGUUUCUUUUGCUUCGUAUAUGUGUAAAUUGAAGAGCACUCAGAGGGAAUGAAUGCUGAGUGAACUCAACGAAAGGGACCUGUUUCAUACCGAACAGCAAGCUUUUUUGUCUAUAUUGUAAAGUUGCCUGAAAUUGAUUGUGCAGUGCAAUGUGAAAUUAAUUCAAUAUUGUGUUUUUAAAUGUGUGCCAGCGAGUGCAUUUUUAAUAGCUUUUUUUGAUUCACUGUUCCAUCAGUGUGUUUUCUGUCUUGUCAAAUCAGUCAGUGGAAGCUAAUAAUCUCCAAAGUGAAACAGCUGAGAAAAUAUAGUUGUUAGAUGAUAUAGUUUGCAUCUUAAAGUACCUCUAAUUUGUGCACUUUUUAUUAAUUACUCCCUUUGUUCUCACUUGAAACAUUUAAUUUUUGGGAAACUACCAAGCAGUUAUGAAGGAGAUGUUUUUUUUUUUUGCCCUGCACAGUGUGCAGUCUCCAGCAUGAACACAAGCUUUUGUGAUGUGAACACAAAGAUGACAAAACCUGAUACCCGAUGUAUUUCCAUCUGAGGCGAUGCUUUGUGUACAUUUCUGUUUUGAGGUAGCUUUUUUCUGCUCUUGCUGUUUGAUGGAUUGUUUUGUAUUUUGUAUUGUUCUUUGUCUAUAAUAAACACCCAAUAAUUGCA
Lates calcarifer (barramundi perch) is the source of this 4667-nucleotide messenger RNA. It is a transcript of the gene trhra, whose product is annotated as thyrotropin-releasing hormone receptor a. The transcript has 2 exons. Gene Ontology annotation, biological process: phospholipase C-activating G protein-coupled receptor signaling pathway. NCBI's taxonomy places the organism in Eukaryota, Metazoa, Chordata, Actinopteri, Centropomidae. Gene Ontology annotation, molecular function: thyrotropin-releasing hormone receptor activity. Gene Ontology annotation, cellular component: membrane. Bases 283 to 1578 code for a protein of 431 amino acids. The record is from RefSeq and is a predicted model, not a curated record.